AUGGCCAAGGGAGCAAAGGUAGAGGAAGCGCCUGCGAUGGAUACCGAGGUGCUGAGUAUCCCCAUUCUCGAGACUGUGAAGGCUGCGCAGCUGCAAAACGGACUGCGUCAUCGCGACUUCCAGCGCUACCGUCAGUACUGUGCCCGCCGUCUGCGCCGCAUCCGCAAGUCGGUCAAGUUCACGCAUGGAAAAGGCAAACAGUUUGUCAACAAGAAGGUGGACGCUGAGACGGCGACGGAGCACCGUCUGCUGUAUCUGCCCCUGUACAAAGCCGAGCGGGCUUGGGCUUACGCCAUGCAGCUGAAGGAGGACGACAACUUGGACAAGUUGGAGAACGGAGAAGAUGCCAACUCCCGCAUCAAGUUUCACUUGACUGGACGUCUUCGCAAGGCCGCAGAGUGGAGUCAGCGGCUGGCUGCGAUCUGCACCGUCCGUGCUGACGCCCGCACGAGUCUCGAAGCAGAGGCUUAUGCUGCUUACAUGGCUGGCAACUUGGCUUUCCAUCGUGAAGAGCACGUGGAAGCUUUGGAGAAGUUUGGUACAGUGCGACGCAUCUAUACGGACCUGUCGCAGGUGGGCACGUUUUCGCAAAAGGAGUUAUUCUCGCGCUCAGCGGACGAACUGCAGCCGUUUAUCCGCUUUUGCGAGCAUCGACUGGCGUUGCAGGGACGCACGGGUAGCAUAACCGAGACGUCAUCGCUGGAGUUGCAAGCAGGUAGCGAGGGCGCUAACAACUCGCUGCUGCAGUCGAAGAUUGAGCUAGUGCUGCUCGAAGCGCGUAAGCAAAAGGUUGCCAAUCUAGGGUCCGUGGAGUGGAAGCAGCAGCAGCUGACAGUGCCGACACAGGAGAUCGGCUUGGCAGUGGUUCGCACCGAUGAGCUUGCUGUCGAGCUGGAAGCUGCGCAGAAUGAUAAAGCCCGUGAGGCACGAUUUCUGGAGUUACUUAGUGCCUAUGAUGCACUUCUGCACACCCUAAAGAGCGCUACGACAAAGCUGGAACAGCAAGCCAAGAGUGGCAGUGCGCUUGUGCACUCGGACCUGGAGUUGCUCGCUGCUCUGGAGGAGUAUGCGCGCUUCAAGAAGCUGAGCAAGCAGCUUGAGCGCCAAGCUACCGUAUACCGGACACUGAAGCAGCGUUUCUCAGCACAACAGGCUGGCGAGCUCACGCAUAUUCUAGACAUGCUGGUGCAGACUGUUGGCGAUAUUCUGAUCAUCCCUGGUCUACGUGAACUCGAGCCGCGUCGGGCCGCGCAAUACAGCGCCUACAACGCGGUCUUUCGUGCGUGCCGUGCAACAACGAUUGCUCAGACCUACUUGCUACAGCACGGGUUCGGUGAAGCGAUGGCUCUGUACCAGUACGCCUCUAGCUUUUUGUCCGAAGCCGAAGGCAUUCUGGCAGCACAGCCUGCAGCUAAAGACGAUCUGUUGCAGGAGUUUACGCGCGAACUACACGGAGAGCUCGCGGGUGCUGUUAGUCGCGCGACAGCAGAGAGCUUUUUGAGGUCUUCGACGCGUGCUGAUGCCAUGCGUUUGGAGCUGGAUCAGCUGUCGUUGGCAGGCAAGGAAACGAGCAAGAAGGGCAAAAAGGGCAAGAAACGUCGGGUCCGUACUCUUGUGGAUCGUCAAAACGAGUUCGAGGCUGGCACCGUGGAGGGCCACCGCGAGCUGGUGAAGCUGCCACCCGAGUUUCGCGCCGUGCCGUGCAAGCCACUGCUAUUCGAUGUGGCAUUUAAGGAGCUCGAGUUCCCGGACCUGACGCAGCGCACGAAGACUGAUGCCGAGAGGGCUGCCGAGACGGCAGAUGCCAACGCGAGUGGCGGUUUCUUUGGUUGGUUCCGCAAGUAG
Molecule: messenger RNA, 1845 nt
Organism: Hyaloperonospora brassicae
Lineage: Eukaryota; Oomycota; Peronosporomycetes; Peronosporales; Peronosporaceae
Source: the annotation of a GenBank genome assembly